Corticium candelabrum is the source of this 905-nucleotide messenger RNA. Its product is annotated as ribosome biogenesis protein NSA2 homolog. Bases 80 to 862 code for a protein of 260 amino acids. NCBI's taxonomy places the organism in Eukaryota, Metazoa, Porifera, Homoscleromorpha, Homosclerophorida, Plakinidae. Gene Ontology annotation, cellular component: nucleolus; preribosome, large subunit precursor. Gene Ontology annotation, biological process: maturation of 5.8S rRNA; maturation of LSU-rRNA. The transcript has 12 exons. The record is from RefSeq and is a predicted model, not a curated record.
AUCCCGGAUUAUUAGUGUGCUGCUUAGCGCGCUAGUCCAUAUUUAUUCAAGAUCUCUCAGGAUCAUUUAGGUUUCGAACAUGCCUCAGAAUGAGCAUAUUGAGCAGUCGAUUAAAAGACACGGUCGUCGUUUGGACUACUACAAGAGAAAACGGAAGAGGGAGGCGAGGAUGCCUCACACUGCAGCUCAUUAUGCAAAGAAGUUACACGGACUAAAAGCCAAAAUGUACAACAAAAAGAGAUUUGCUGAGAAGGUGCAAAUGAAGAAGACUCUGAAGAUGCAUGAAAAGAAAGAUACCAAGUCACGUGACACGGAUAAGACUCCACAGGGGGCGGUGCCACCAUAUCUUCUUGACAGGGAAGCACAGUCGAGGGCGAAGGUACUGAGCAACAUGAUAAAACAGAAGAGGAAGGAGAAAGCUGGCAAGUGGAAUGUCCCGCUUCCUAAAGUGAAGGCCGUGGCUGAUGCGGAAGUUUUUAAGGUUAUAAAGAGUGGCAAACGGAAACAUAAGUCAUGGAAAAGAAUGGUCACAAAGGCUUGUUACGUUGGUGAGGGAUUUACAAGAAAACCACCCAAGUUUGAGAGAUUUAUUCGGCCAAUGGGAUUGAGGUUCAAGAAAGCUCACGUAACUCAUCCAGAGCUUAAGGCAACAUUUUGUCUACCAAUCAUCGGGGUGAAGAAGAACCCGUCAUCAACAAUGUACACACAGCUAGGAGUCAUAACCAAAGGCACUGUGAUUGAGGUGAAUGUCAGUGAGCUGGGGUUAGUGACACAAGGAGGGAAGGUCGUGUGGGGGAAAUAUGCACAAGUGACGAACAAUCCAGAGAACGAUGGUUGUAUUAAUGCUGUAUUGUUAGUAUGACGGUUAUACUUCAUAUGUACCUGUCUUUAUUGAGAAAUUGAAA